CUCCACCCUCAGGAAAGCUGAGGCCGGACGUGCAGCUGGUUCCAGGUUUGCAGACGAAGGGUGGUGGUGAGCUGUGUUCAGGCAAAUGCAAGCAGCUACCAGGAGCAUAUCGACUUUGGAGCCAAACGCUCUCCGGUACCUCUGCUCUGCACCUCCAGGUCCACCCAAGGGUGCCUGGUAGGGUAGGCCACAGGCUGUGUGUGGCUUGACAAGGUGACGGGCAUUAGGAACACACCUUUAGGGGAAUCUCAACACUGGAGGUAAGGAGCCCUUGCCAUCUCAGAGGGCAGCUAUGGGGAACUACAGGGGUCUGGGCACCCUGAUUGCCUGCCUGUUCCUCCUGUGCCCGCUGCCCUCACCAGCAUGCCCAGCUGCCUGUCAUUGCUCUGCGACGGAGGUGGACUGCACCAAACAAGACUUGCACGAGGUGCCACAGAACCUAUCGGCCAAUACCAGCACUCUGUGGCUUGGCUACAACUUCAUCACUGUGCUCCGGCCACACUCCUUCCCCUUCCUGCCGGUGCUGCUGCGACUUAGCCUGCCUCACAACCAUCUGGGGAUGAUCCACAGCCAGGCCCUGGUGGGGCUCACAGUACUGCAGGAGCUGGACCUCAGCAACAACUACCUUACUGUGCUGACCUCAGAAGCCUUCCUACCUCUCAUCAGCUUGGUCAUGCUCAACCUGGGCAGCAACAGGCUGGGGGAGCUGGAGCCCAGGGUGCUGUACGUCCUGCCUCAACUCCAAGUGCUCCUCCUACACAGCAACCCCUGGGUAUGCACCUGCAGCAUCCAGCCCCUCUGGCACUGGCUCAGCCACAACAGGGAAAAAAUAAAAGAGAAGAGUCUGCUCUUGUGCAGAUUCCCAGAGCAGCUGAACAAGUAUCCAAUCAUGGCCUUCAGGAAUGAGUCCUUCAGGCAAUGCCAAGAGAACUCACUGCUUGCCCAGGACUACGCCUUUUUUCUGCUCAUUGGACCAUUCUCUUUCUUGGCCAGCAUCUUCCUUUGCAUCUUCAUGGGCUCCAUCACUGUUGUCUGCCACAACCUGCGCAAAGAAUCCUACUUCUGGAGGAGACUAACUUUCUGCAGGGUGCACUGAGGCAAGGCAAGCAGGUCCUUGGUAGGCUGCAGUCCAUAUCCUUCACAGAUGCCUACACCCAGCCAUUGUAAAUGUUUCCAGCUGAACCAGUGAGAGGACAUUCUAUUCCUGGAAUUUGUUUUCUUUCCUUCUCCUACUGUCCCCAGAGUUAGUGCCA
This is a messenger RNA of Rhea pennata, 1253 nucleotides long. It is a transcript of the gene LRRC26, whose product is annotated as leucine rich repeat containing 26. The transcript is spliced from 2 exons. Bases 293 to 1096 code for a protein of 267 amino acids. The record is from RefSeq and is a predicted model, not a curated record. Gene Ontology annotation, cellular component: voltage-gated potassium channel complex. Lineage: Eukaryota; Metazoa; Chordata; Aves; Rheiformes; Rheidae. Gene Ontology annotation, molecular function: potassium channel activator activity; transmembrane transporter binding; voltage-gated potassium channel activity.